AUGAAAUAUCUCACUGCGACCUUAUGGCCCUCGCACAAUGUCGGCGUGACCACCUACUGCCUAGCGGCGGCAGGCGGUGGAAGCCUUACCAGGGGUGCUCUCGACAAGGGGAAUCUCAAUCCUAGCGAUUUCAUCUUCUCGUGUAAGCAGAAAGAGGUAAUCGUGCGAGAACCUGGUAGCAUCGGUGGACAGCAAUUCAUAGUGGAGGAGUGCUCGGAGUGCGAGGUGUACCUUCUGGAUCACACCGCAGCACUCACCAUCGACCUAUGCACAGACUGCAGGAUUAUCGCGGGGCCUUGCGAGAGCAGUGUGUUUAUUCGGGACUGCAAGGACUGCACCGUGGUGGUGGCCUGCCAGCAGUUCCGCGCCCGGGACUGCACGGACUGCACCUUCUUUUUGUUCAGUGCCACCCAGCCCGUGAUUGAGUCCUCCGUGGGGCUCCGGUUCGGCUGCUAUACGCUGGAUUACUUCAGUCUGGCUGGCCAGUUCGCGGCAGCCAAGCUAAGCGUAUGGAACAACAGGUGGAGCCAGAUACAUAAUUUUACCGGAGGGGGCGACGGGGAUUGGUCGUGCCUUCCCGAAGGAUCCCACCACAGGGACUUCACCACACGCAGCCUGCCGGAGGCCUCGAGGCAAAGAGUGGGGUACACAGAAAAUACUCACGGAGCAGUCGUCCCUAUUACUGCGGGGAUGAGGGGUUUUACGGAGGCCGAAGAGACCUGCUUCAUCGUGGUGAUGCCGGGGCACAUCGACGCCGUUCUGGGGAAGCUGCUGGCCGUAGGAGGCGGGGGAGACUCCCCGAUAUCGGCGACGACGUCAAGGCUGCUGAGGACUAAGCUCUUCCGCCCGCAAAUGGCCCAAAGCAAGACCUUCUUCUCCGGAGCCCCAUCCUCCAUGGCCGAACUUGCGUCCUCCUUCCCCGUGCUGGGUAUGCAGUGGGCUGGCCCUGGUAGUGCCGAGGCGGCCGUGUCCUUGCUGGCAGCCGCAGGAGUUUCCGUUCCCCCGUCGCCAGCGACGCCCACCCCGCCGCCGCCGAACGAGAGUAGUGCCACAAAGGGAAAGAAGUCCAAGGAAAAAGCCAACAACUCCGCCGACAUCGGAGCCGGGAAUGGCACUUCCGAGUACUACAUGGUCGCUGGUAGAGGCGACGGUGGCGGUAACGAUGACGGCAGGAGCGGUAGUGAGUCAUCAGCUGCAAAGGCUAGGGUGUUCUUCGAGCAGUGGGACGAAGACAAAGGAACGCCUCUGGGUUCUUGA
Molecule: messenger RNA, 1257 nt
Organism: Ectocarpus siliculosus
Lineage: Eukaryota; Phaeophyceae; Ectocarpales; Ectocarpaceae
Source: the annotation of a GenBank genome assembly